CCCUCCCUCUCCCUCUCGCUCUCUCGCUCUCUCGCUUUUGGCACUUGUUGCGUCUUGAUUGUGCUGAUCUUUGCUCAGCGCCAUCCCCUCCAUCGAGCGACAUCGUAGUGCGGCGCAUCACCUUUCAUCAUGGAAGAUCCGCCGCCCCCCGCAUAUGCGGAUGUAGUUUCUGAGAGCGGGCAUACAGCGCUGCUGGAUUCCUCGCUUGAAAGCUCGCGGUCGGGGGUAUACGAGGCGCCACCGACUCCCCUAGCUGCACCCGCGCCCGAAGCCUUCCUUGCACCCGGGUCGGGGUAUGCAUCUGCUGCACCGCCUGCACCACCACCGCCGCCUGCCCCUGCACCCCAGCAGCUGGUGGUCUCACCCACAGAAGGACCCACUGCCGAUGAGAUCAGUGAAGAAUCUUGUUUGAAGGAAAACGGCGCCUUCUUUCUCGCCUUUGCUGCCAUCUUGGCCCUCAUUCUGCUGACAGUGGGCCUUUUCUCGCGCGAAUUUGAGCGUACCAGUAGCCUCGAUCUCAACGGCACACUGGCCAACGGAUACAGCUGUUAUCACCGCCCUGGCGACUGGCGGUUGAUGGAGCGUCAAUUCUAUCUUCUCUCCAACGCAUGGGGCGUUUACAGCGGCUUCAACAACCCUAUGCGUGACUGCGAAGCCUAUCGUAAGCAGGGCCACAAAGCGCGCUUUACCCUUCCAGAUGACGACGAGGCCGACCAAGAUGAGCGACGAGACUUUUGGCUCAUGGACAACGGUGCCUCGGAGAACACGGGCGCUACACGGGCGCGUCGCUCUUUUUCCACCAGCGAGCGGCGCAAGCAUCCCCUGGGCUACAAGUCGUGGAUGUGCAAAGUUAACCAGGACACGGCCAAGCAGUCGAGCUAUUACACCACCACGACCAGCAUCUUGUCGGUCUUUGGCAUUGUGUCCUUGAUCAUUUCUUUGACCGUGCUCUCCGGAGACAACACUUCACCAUACCACAGCCUGGGGUCGUGGCUGAUCGGCGCCUUCUUUCCGUUAUUGGCCCUGAUCCUCGGGGCCCUGGUCGCGACCUUUUCAAUCCUGGUCUUAACGCAGCUGCAGAAAUUCAACUUGGAGACAGGCCCCGCCCCGACAGAUGACGGCGAGUACUACAUUUGUGCGGGGACCUACAAGCGCGUCUACGUUGCCUCGAACUGCAUCAUUGCCGGCCUCGUCUUUUACGUGCCUGGCCUCCUUUACGUGUUCUGGUGCGUCCUCACGUCUGCAGCUCGAAGCCUCUGUGGCUCAGGAUCCAGUGCUUCCGAGGCCGAUAGGUCCGCCUCUGAAGCCUGAGGGCUGCAAGUUCCCAUGCUAUGAUCAAUUCACAUCAUGUCAAUCAUCCAUCCGAUCUAAUUAUCCAUCUGAUCCGAGUUGCCGAGUCCAUUUUGGUCGCCGCCCCAUGUUCAAUGACUUGGAACGAAGGCAGUGACGCCGACCCCGGAACAUUUGUCUGACAAAUAUGGCGCUACCUGUGCCAAAUGCCGCUUGCAGAUGCACCCGAGCUGAGUUUUCGCAUAUAAAAUCGAUCUUAUCGUUGUUUUCAA
Molecule: messenger RNA, 1562 nt
Organism: Monosiga brevicollis MX1
Lineage: Eukaryota; Choanoflagellata; Craspedida; Salpingoecidae
Exons: 2
Coding region: 130-1311 (393 amino acids)
Source: RefSeq, a predicted model, not a curated record